This is a messenger RNA of Aspergillus sclerotioniger CBS 115572, 3441 nucleotides long. RefSeq lists its product as uncharacterized. Lineage: Eukaryota; Fungi; Ascomycota; Eurotiomycetes; Eurotiales; Aspergillaceae. The transcript is spliced from 8 exons. The coding region runs from base 1 to 3375 and encodes 1124 amino acids. Gene Ontology annotation, molecular function: ATP binding; ATP hydrolysis activity. The record is from RefSeq and is a predicted model, not a curated record.
AUGGAGUCCGUCGACUUAACCCCAGGAGUGCUAGCAUCCGGUACACUCGAUGCCUGUCUCAAGCUCGAGGACGAUCCCAGUGGCGGACUGCGCCAGUCACCGGCUCAAGUUGAAUCCCCCAUCGAAAUCAGCUUGGCUGAAGAGAACCGCCUUCUCAAGAUAAGGAUCGUGGAGCUGGAGAGACAAGCGGCUGCAGAUAACUCUUUCCGCCCCAGUCGAGGGCAUGGACCUGGGCUAGAGAGAGUCUGCCAAACUGCCCCGAUUGAGGAGGAGACUGACCACCAAGGGUGGGAUAGCCGUCUAUAUCAAAAUCCGAAGGACUGGGAAAGCAGACGCCGAUACCACGAUGCAGCCGGUAACAGAUACGGCCCAUGGGCUGAUAACUGGUACUCUCGAGACGAACGCGAGUAUCACCGACCCGAUGUAUUAGACCCGUCCAUUGGCUACGAGAACCGCCGGCUACGACUACGUCAAAGCUUCGAGUGGAAGAUGGAUCGAUUGUAUCUAACGGAGGAGGCGGAGAAUCGGCGACAGCAGCGGGUGCCCACCCCAAAGGAGGAAUGUGUCAUGGAUAUCCUAAUCGGGGAGCCUAUUGUACAUGAUGGCCUCCCUUACCAUUAUGGCGAUUCGGUCCGCGGUGCACGGCAAAGCAAAGGCGCAAAGAGCCAGAGAGUCUCAGCGUUAUCGCCUGUUGAGCGGCCUUUGCCAGAGCGAAUCCGGAUCCAUUCCACGUUGCUGUUGAGCAUCAUGGCAAGGAUUCUAGGGCCGGAUGCAGAUGCGCUCGCCGACAUGGAGGGCGGAUCGGUCGUUUUCCUUCGGCCCUUCAGAGCGCUGGUCCAUUGUGAGCAAUCGCUCCGAGAUUGGUGCCGUGCAGUGGAGGAGAGCUUACCGAUCACAUCGUCUCCGGAAAGGGUUCCAACAGAGGGCAGCGCUCGGAGCACCCGAGACAAGGAUAAUUCUACCGAGGAGCCCAUACCGGAGGGGGGCACGAAAAACGAGCGGGAAGAGGACGAGGAUGCCAUGAUCAAAUCACCCACGGCCCUCAAACACCUAAAAUGCGCCCUCGAGUUCAUCGAUACGGAGGUCCUCCCCAGGAUCCCCCAUGCCCUCAAUUCUCCGUGCCGCAAGGUGCUCUUCUCCGACCUCUGGCAUCUGUUUAGGCCCGGAACCGAAGUCAUCGGUAGCGAUGGUAAGCAGGCCUAUCGGAACAAGGCCCCGUUGAGUGUUACCUGUGUUUACAUUGAUUUUGAUGGCAAGUCCCUCGGACCAGUUUCACGGGUGUUUGAUAUCCAACCCUUCAAGGGCCCCCGGGACGUGACGGCCCUUGAAAUCUAUCCCCUAGAGCUAUACCCCCCAAAACGGGCCGACUAUACUGACACGGAGUGGAAGAAUAUCGAGACCCUUUCGCCAGCCGACCGUAGUGAGUGGUAUCGGCAGCGGCUGAUUACCAGAGGCCGCCGAUUCCUCGCUGUGACAGGUACCAAGCAUAUGUUUUACGCAGGACCCUCACUAAAUAUGGGCGCCAAGGUCGAGAGCCAGGUGAUUGUAGAUUUUGAAGCCGCCUUUGCUGUCGAAGGUCCCGAGCAGCAAGCCUGGAAACCUUCCCUGGAGGCGUUCAUCGGCGCCUCGCCAGCCAUAGAAGACGAUGACGAUUACCAUGAGAGUUGCCAGGCGAGCUGCUGUCGAAACGAUCUUGUUCAUGAUGACACCUAUGUUGACCAGAAGGAACGGUUCGAUUUUAUAAACAGCCUUCUACCCAAGACUCAGAAUGGAGAGGAUCAGCCAUCGAUGAUCAUCCUGCCCCGCUCACUCAGGGAGCUCCGAAGUAGUGCCCAGGAGGCUGUAUCGCCCGACGAACUUUUAAUCAUGUCGUAUCGUGUCAUUGGCUUUGUUAUGCGAUCGCGGAUAUGGGCCCAGCUGGAUCUCACCUAUCUCAGCGAUGUCUACUCUCAUACGUCCCUACCCGAGGGGGACCAAGGGAUCACACAUGACAGGGAUCAAGAUGGGACCGGAACAGUCUUCGACCGCCUAGUGCUUGAUAAGAAACACAAACACAUGAUUGAGUCAUUCGUCGCCCAGCACUUUCGAGACAAGAAGUCGAUCACAGAUCACAGCGACCAGGUGGACAUCGUCCGCGGCAAAGGCGAGGGCCUCAUUAUGCUCCUACAUGGAGCCCCUGGUGCCGGCCGAACGUCAACCGUCGAGGGAAUUGCCGAGCUCUUCCGAAAGCCAUUGUUUCAGAUCACGUGUGGAGAUAUCGGGACUACUCCCAAGGAGGUUGAGAAAGCGCUGGAAACGACCUUUACCCUGGCUAGCCGAUGGGACUGUAUCCUUCUUCUCGAUGAGGCGGAUGUCUUCCUGGCGCAGCGAACCAAAGAGGACUUCCAGCGGAAUGCACUUGUGGCAGUCUUCCUUCGCGCAAUGGACUACUACGCGGGGGUUCUUUUUCUGACCACCAAUCGCGUAGGCGACUUUGACGAGGCCUUCACAUCGCGCAUCCAUGUCUGCCUUUACUACCCCGAGCUGAGCCAUGAAAUGACCGUAGCAGUCUUCGAGCUGAAUCUAAAUUUGAUCGAGGAACGAUUCCGCCUAAAAGGCCAAGCGAUCAACAUCGAACGCAUGCAAAUCGCGAGCUUUGCCUCGCAGCAUUAUGCACAACACCCCGACGCACGAUGGAACGGCCGCCAGAUCCGGAAUGCGUGUCAGAAUGCGUUAGCCCUGGCCGGGUUCGAAGCCCAGGGGAACGAUCGACACCGAGUCCUAAAACCCGACGCCGUUGUUACCCUCUCCGCGAAGCACUUUGAAACCCUCCGUGACGGGCAUGUGGAGUUCACCAAGUAUAUGAACAAAUUGUACGGGACGAAUUCAGCGCGACGCGCUCACGAGGACCGGCUCCGAGCCCUCUUGCAGAACCCAGAGGACCGUAAUCCAGGUCCAGUCUCGCCCAGCCUCACCCAACGCGCAGCCUUUGCCCGCGCAGCUCAACCACCGGCAGAUGUCCCUGUCGGGGGAUAUGCGUCUUCCUUGCACCGGUCAGCACCACACACGAUACCGUCGUUACAACGCCCAUAUUACCAGUCUGUGGCAAGGGUCCCGCCAGGCGUGCAUGCCACUCGAUACUCAGACCGGGAGCUCAACCCCGCGCCUCUACCUGAAGUCACCCAGGGGGCGUCUCCUUCAGCGCAGUCUUUCCCGGAUGACCGGACAUGGGCGAACCAACAAAUGCCUACCAUGUACAAUGACGGGAGUCCCCAAGGAUACCUGCAUCCGCGGCCAUCGGCCCCGGGAAGAGCGGAAUUACCGACCCGCAGCGGAGGGGCUGGGCAAACCAUGCCCCCCAGCCAGUGGCAAGAUGUAUCUGAUGGUAGACACUGACGAAAGCGAUUGGUUUGGUUUAUAUAGUAGCGCAUAACUGCACUGAUUCUCGAAUGAGAGGGGAGU